Messenger RNA from Aspergillus welwitschiae, 4011 nucleotides. RefSeq names its product ABC transporter ATP-binding protein. The coding region runs from base 1 to 4011 and encodes 1336 amino acids. Gene Ontology annotation, cellular component: membrane. The record is from RefSeq and is a predicted model, not a curated record. The transcript has 5 exons. Gene Ontology annotation, biological process: transmembrane transport. NCBI's taxonomy places the organism in Eukaryota, Fungi, Ascomycota, Eurotiomycetes, Eurotiales, Aspergillaceae. Gene Ontology annotation, molecular function: ATP hydrolysis activity; ATP binding; ABC-type oligopeptide transporter activity.
AUGGCAGCCCUCCUUGCCGCCGCCAGGCGCUUCAUCCAUCGAAAGCCGAGGUGGAUGUCGCUGUUCAGCUUCACAACAGCGAAACAUUACCCAGUGCUCAUAGGAGGAUUUACAUUUACUGCCGUCUCUAGUCUUUCGGUUCCCAUAUUCUCCGUAGUCUUGGGCGAGAUCUUCAACACGUUCACAUUAUUCGGAGGAGGAAAGAUUGCAAAACAGGACCUGACGCCACAGAUCAGCACAUUUGCCGUCCAGCUGGUUGGGCUAGGAGCAAUCAAUUGGGUCUGCAAUAGUGUCUAUUUCAUUCUAUUUGUGAUAUUCGGAGAAUUGCAGGUUGCCAAUGCUCGCACCAAGCUCUUCGAAAGGCUUUUACAGAAGAGUCAGGAGUGGUUCGAAACGCAGCCGGAUGGCACAAGGGUCUUUCUAUCUUCUCUCCAGGGACAGAUCGAUGAUCUACAGAAAGCAACAUCGCAGCCUCUCGGCCUCGCUUUGCAGUAUAUAUUUCGAGCCAUCUUCUCGCUAGCCCUAGCGUUUUUCACCUCCUGGAACCUUACUCUGGUCACUUUGGCGGGGAUCCCCUUCCUUUCAGCCGCUCUCUCCUUCCUCUCCAGCAAGACGAACUCGUGUAUGGAGACACAGAAGACAGAGCUGGGUCAUUUAUCGUUAAUAGUCGACAAUGCUACUUCAUCAAUUGACAGCGUCAAGUCUUUUAACGGGCAAGAUACAGAGAUGCGAAACUUCGUGAUCAGUGUCGACAACGCCGCUUUACAUUAUCUCAAACGCGCACGCUUCACCUCUCUACAAAUAUCCAUAUUGCGGCUGAUGACAUUCGGAAUGUUCGUCCAGGGCUUCUGGUAUGGGAGCUCCCUGGCUACAUCUGGAGAGCUCUCAGCAGGAGAAGUGCUCCGAACAUUCUGGGCUUGUUUAGCAGCUGCCCAGUCAAUGGAAUUCCUCAUGCCACAAAUUGUCGUCCUAGCGAAAGGAAAGGAUGCAGCCCUUUCCUUGGCCCACAUCCUGAGCUCUGAGUCGGAGGAUGCUGUUCGAGGGGAGGGGAGGGGUUCCAUUUAUCCGAAGUUUUGCGAAGGCGACAUCGAAGUCAGCAAUGUCUCCUUUGCUUAUCCAGCGCAACCGAACAGACCGGUCUUGAACACGACAAGUUUCUUCUUUCCCGCCGGCGAGACAAGCUUUGUUAUCGGUAGAAGCGGAUCUGGAAAGAGUACGCUUGGACAGCUACUCACACGCUUCUACUUACCGGUAUCUGGAGAUAUUCUGAUAGACGGCGUCCCCAUCCAGUCGUUGAGCAUCGACUGGGUAAGGAACAACAUUACUCUGCUAGAGCAGCGAAGUGUAUUAUUCAACGAGUCUAUUUUCAUGAAUGUCGCCUUUGGUAGCCGCAAUUAUGAAGGACUCAGCAAGGUGGACGUACGUGAAUGUAUCGAUCUUGCAAGGUUACAAAGCACAAUAGACGAUCUACCCAAAGGAAUCGACACUUGUGUGGGUCAUGGUGGUGAUUUCCUAAGUGGUGGUCAGAAGCAAAGGGUAGCGAUUGCAAGGGCACGGUUAAGGGAUACGCCUAUAUUGAUAAUGGAUGAGCCUACAAGUGCACUUGAUGCCACCAACCGCGUCGAGAUAACGAAAGCUAUCCGGGAAUGGCGUCGAGGGAAAACGACGAUCAUUAUCACGCAUGAUAUGUCGCAAAUAAUGGAUCAUGACUUUGCCUACAUCAUGGAUCAAGGUUCGGUUAUUCAAGCUGGCUACAGACAUGAACUGGAGGAGAGUAAUACGUGUUUUGCUACCUCGAAAAAGCUCUCCCGUGAUGAAAGCGAGCAUGCUGAUGCCCACAGUGCUUCUGAUCGAUGCUCCAGUGCUUCUUCAAAAUCUUCGAUCGAGAGUACACGCAGUCCAAGCCCUGAUUCAUUUUCUCGACACAACGAGCUUGCACAGCAUUCAUAUGCUAUUCACGGCUACAAAACAAGCUUACAGAGUAUUCGUCAAUCUGCAGACACUCAAAGGGUCGGACCACGUCGUGAGUCGAUUGGGAUGCAGAUGUUUGAGCUCAAUACUGUCCAUGUCAAUAAUACGAAUUUCCAGACCAACCGGUUUAGGCAGAGUAUACUUCCUGCGAAUGAUGUUGUCAAUGAGAUCAACAGGGCCAGGUCGAAGCACCGAAGCAAGCGGCUAUUGAAGAAUGCAGCACACCUCGCGCCGCAAGAACGCAUGUCGUUGGGACAGAUUAUGCUGACCAUACUUCCUAACUUGACUCGGGGUCAAAAACUGCUUCUUUUGCUUGGAUGUUUCAGCACCCUGGGCCACUCGAUGGCUACUCCGCUGUUUUCUUAUUGCCUGUCGAAGCUCCUCGAGACGUUCUACAACAAGCAAGCCAAGGCCUCGACAUGGUCACUAAUAGUUCUGGGAAUAGCCAUAGGUGACGGUGUUAUAUCGUUUCUGAUGCAUUAUCUUCUAGAGCUAUGUGGCCAGGCGUGGGUUGAUCGCCUCCGUAAAAGAGGCUUCCAUCAUAUUCUUGACCAGCCACGAAAAUGGUUUGAAGAAGCCGGAAAUGAACCUUCCCAACUCACCACGUCCCUCAACCACAGUGCUGAGGAGAUGCGAAAUCUGGUCGGUCAUUUCGGUGGCUAUGUCCUAGUGGCGACUUCAGUCACUGUGGUUGCUAUUAUAUGGUGCAUGGCUGUUUGUUGGAAACUGACCCUUGUGGCAGUGGCUUGCGGACCAGUCAUUUACGCCAUCACCAGAGGCCUCGAAAGGACAACCGGGAUAUGGGAAAGACGUUGUACCGGGGUCAGAACGACAGCGUCUGAGAUAUUCAUCGAGACGUUCUCGCAAAUCCGCACCGUCCGCACAUUGACACUUGAGCCUUACUUCCACAAGAAGCAUAUGAAGGCCUCAGCACUGUGUAUGGUUCUUGGAGUUAAGAAAGCUGUUUAUACUGGCUUUCUCUUUGGAUUAGUAGAGUGCAUGAUCAUUUUCGUCAGCAGCCUAAUCUUUUACUACGGAGCUGUUCUCGUAUCGUCGCUUGAGUUUACCGUCACCAGCCUCAUGACUGUAUUCUCUGUCCUUCUCUUCAGCAUUGGCUACGCGACCACAGUACUUUCAUGGAUCCCUCAGAUCAGCGUUUCCCAUAUAAUGGCAAACCAAGUCCUACGCCUCGCACACCUGCCACAAGGCGCAUCCCACGAACACCGCGGCAAUCUGAAGAUAACCACAGCUGCGCCAGUGAAGAUCAAGAACCUGAACUUCCGCUAUCCAUCCCGUCCUGACGCACACGUUCUGCGCGAUGUAUCCAUCAACAUACCCCGAAACCAAUGCACAGCAAUCGUAGGACGGUCAGGCUCAGGCAAAUCAACUAUAGCAUCACUGCUCCUCAGCCUAUACGAAGCCCCCACUUCCCAAGACAGGAUGCCCCCAAUAUCCCUCAACGGAAUCGACAUCCAACGUAUACACACACCAACCCUCCGCUCCCUAAUCUCCAUAGUCUCCCAACGACCAUCCAUCUUCCCCGGCACAGUCGCAGACAACAUCAGCUACGGUCUCGAAGACGACUCCCCUCUCCGCACAAUGUUCCACAUCCGCGCCGCAGCAGAAGCAGCCGGGAUCGACGAGUUCAUCACAUCCCUGCCAAAAGGCUAUUUCACCAUGAUAGGGGACGGCGGGACCGGCAUGUCCGGAGGACAAGCACAAAGGCUGGUAAUCGCACGGGCGCUCAUCCGACAGCCACAGCUUCUUAUCCUGGACGAAGCCACAUCUAGCCUCGAUCCCAACAACGCAAAGAUCAUUCGAAGGACCGUGCAGAGACUGGUCGCGACAAGGCUAGGCCUUACCGUCCUGAUCAUUACGCACGCAAGGGAUAUGAUGGAGAUUGCGGAUAAUAUAAUUGUGAUUGACAAGGGUCGCGUUGUGGAGGCGGGGAAGUAUAAGCUGCUUGCGAGACAGCAGGGUGGGAAAUUAAGGGCCUUGAUUGAGGAUCCGGACUCCGAUGCGGAUGAACCGGGUAUAUGA